Molecule: messenger RNA, 931 nt
Organism: Abrus precatorius (Indian licorice)
Lineage: Eukaryota; Viridiplantae; Streptophyta; Magnoliopsida; Fabales; Fabaceae
Product: arogenate dehydrogenase 1, chloroplastic-like
Exons: 7
Coding region: 101-910 (269 amino acids)
Biological process (GO): L-tyrosine biosynthetic process
Molecular function (GO): prephenate dehydrogenase (NAD+) activity; NAD+ binding; arogenate dehydrogenase (NADP+) activity
Source: RefSeq, a predicted model, not a curated record
UCGGAAUAAAUAUAACGAGGUUUUACUGGACUUCGAUCCUUAUUUCUCAGUUGUGGUACGACGUUACUGAAAUAACAGAAGUAAACAAAGUCACCCAAUCAUGUCACCUUGUUCAUCAUCCUCUCUGAAAAUUGGCAUUGUUGGGCUUGGUUCUUUCGGGCAAUUUUUGGCUAAGACAAUGAUCAAACAAGGGCACACUCUACGGGCAACUUCUCGUACCGAUUACUCCCACAUCUGCUCUCAACUGGGCAUCCAAUUCUUCAGCGAUGUUGUUGCAUUCGUUGAGGCGGACAACGAUGUCAUACUACUAUGCACGUCGAUCUUGUCUCUCUCCCAGGUUCUCAGCUCUAUGCCACUUACUCGUCUCAAGCGACCAACACUCUUUGUUGAUGUCCUCUCGGUUAAAGAGCACCCAAGAGAUGAAUUACUUCGGGUAUUGCCAGAGGAAUCGGACAUACUCUGCACCCACCCAAUGUUUGGACCAGAGAGUGGGAAGAAUGGGUGGAAAGAUCUAACUUUCAUGUAUGAUGAAGUUCGGAUCCGAGAUGAAGCUCUCUGCUCUAACUUCCUUCACAUUUUUAGAAGUGAGGGUUGUAGAAUGCUACAGAUGUCCUGUGAGGAACAUGAUAAAGUAGCUUCCAAGAGUCAAUUUAUCGCACACACUAUAGGCAGGACAUUGGCAGAAAUGGAUAUUAAGUCCACACCUAUUGACACAAAGGGCUUUCAGACACUUGUGCAAUUGAAGGACACCACCACUAGGGAUAGCUUUGACUUGUAUUGUGGAUUAUUCAUACAUAAUAGAUUCGCUGUCCAAGAGCUGGAGAACCUUGAACAUGCCUUGCACAAAGUUAAAGAGAUGCUGGCUCAAAGAAAGAGUGAAGAGCUGGAUCAAAAAAAGGCAGAAUGUUGAUGCAAAAUACGCUUGCUGACA